AUGACCGUCAAACCAGCGAGUGGCCAGAAGGCGGAGGCCGACAGUCUGAGGCCGUUGGUCGUGUUUGGGGUCGCCUUCUCCACCAUCACCAUGCUGAUGAUAGUGUUGGCCAUCCCGACGAUCUACGAUCAGAUGCAGCACAUGGAGGUGUGGAUGCAGCACGAGGUAGAGUUCUGCAAGGGAAGGUCGCACAACUUGUUAGAUGAGGUCAUGAGAACACAGGUAAGACAUUUCUAUAAUUUUAAUUAUUUCAAACAGCUCUUUAAAAAAUUAUUUCAAAUAUUUUUUUUCAUUUACUGAUAAGUCUUUUAAAACUGUUAACCAAAUCAUUUUAGGAACUGUCCAAAAAGUUCACCCGUACCAAGCGUGCCACUUCCAUUUCCUUCUCCUCAACGGCGGACAGUCUGGUCAACUCGGCCAUUCAACAAGCACAAGCCGGCAGUAGGAUCAUUUCAGAGUUCGAAACUCAAUGUUGUGCUUGUGGUGUAUCGCCUAAAGGUCCACCCGGCCCCCAAGGUCCCGAUGGUGAUGCGGGACCAGAAGGUCUGCCUGGAGCACCCGGCAAAGACGGUGAAGAUGGAAAGCCAGCUGUCACUCGACCCCCACCAAACUGGUGCUUCGACUGUCCACCAGGUUCUCAAGGACCACCAGGACUUCCCGGUCCACGAGGACCUUUGGGACCAAAGGGAAUGUCUGGACAUCCAUCGCCCAAACCCCUGGCUGGAGCUCCUGGACCACAAGGACCUCCAGGACCAAUGGGACCACCCGGACCAGACGGAAAUCUCGGUAGUCCAGGGCAUCCAGGUCGUCUCAUAGAUACAGCACCACGGGUUGGUCCAGCUGGUCGUACAGGGCCGAUGGGAGAGAAGGGUCAGCCUGGAGAACAAGGUAUGGAAGGUUUCCCUGGCCCACGAGGACCACCUGGACCGGUCGGUGAUUUGGGCGAACAAGGACCACCUGGUUAUGAUGGUGCUAACGGUGAGAACGGCGUUAACGGCCAGACUGGCCGCGAUGGAACUUGCGACCAUUGUCCACCGGCCAAGACCGCUCCAGGCUAUUAA
Messenger RNA from Bursaphelenchus okinawaensis, 1061 nucleotides. The record is from the annotation of a GenBank genome assembly. Lineage: Eukaryota; Metazoa; Nematoda; Chromadorea; Rhabditida; Aphelenchoididae.